AAAAGGUGUUGCAAACAGAAGACAAAACCCCUUCCUGUUUCGUCCCUCCCCAUUUCAGCCCGUUUGCUUCUGUUUCAUUUCUAUUGAAUAGACCCUGAUCUCUCUGUUAAACUAAAUAAUCUGUCUUUGGCAGGAGAGAGACCAGACUCAGAGGAACCAGAGCCAGAGAUGUCCAAACCAGCAAGACGACUCCACUGCUCUCUGUGUGGAAAUAGUUUCACCCGGUUAGACAGCCUGAAACGACAUGAAAGAACACACACAGGAGAGAAGCCUCAUCACUGCUCCCACUGUGGAAAGCGAUUUAGCCAGUUAGUGAACCUGAAAGAGCAUAAUAAAUUGCACACCGAGGAGAAGCCUUACCAUUGCUCCCUGUGUGAACAGAGUUUUAAACGGUUAGGGCACCUGAAAAGACAUGAGAGAACACACAUAGGAGAUAAGCCUCAUUGCUGCUCCAAGUGUGGAAAGACUUUUACCCGAUUAGAACACCAAAAAGAACACGAGAGAACACACACAGAAGAGAAACCUUUUCAAUGCUCCCAAUGUGGAAAGAAUUUCACCCGUUUAGAACACAAGAAAGAACAUGAGAGAACACACACAGGAGAGAAACCUUUCCACUGCUCACAGUGUGGGAAUAAUUUUACCCGGUUAGGGAGCCUGAAUGAACAUAAAAAAAUUCACACAGGAGAGAAACCGUUCCACUGCUCCCAGUGUGGAAAGAAUUUUACCCGGUUAUGGAACCUGAAAAUGCAUAAGAGAAUGCACACAGGGGAGAAGGCUUAUCACUGCCCCCAGUGUGGAAAGAGUUUUAGGUGGUUAUGGAACCUAAAGGAGCAUGAAAAAAUACACACCGGCGAGAAGAUUUACCAAUGUUCUCAAUGUGGAAAGAGUUUUACCUGGUUAGGUGACCUGAAAAGACAUGAGAGGACACACACAGGAGAUAAGCCUCAUCAAUGCUUCCAUUGUGGAAAGAGUUUUACAGAGUUAGGUAGCCUGAAAAAACAUAGGGGACUGCACACUGGGGAGAAGCCGUACCACUGCUCCCAAUGUGAAAAUACUUUUACCCAGGUAAAACAUCUGAAAAGACAUGAGAGGACACACACAGGAGAGAGGCCUUUCCACUGCUCUCUGUGCGGAAAGAGUUUUUCAGAGUUGGGGAAUCUGAAAAGACAUGAGAGGACACACACAGGAGAGAAGCCUUAGCAAUGCUUCCACUGUGGAUAGAGAUUUACCCUAGUUGGGAGCAUGAAAAUACAUUCUGGAGCGAAAACUCAUCAAUGCUCUCCGUGUGGAAAGAGAUUUACCUGGUUAAGGCGACUGAAAGAACAUUUAAGAAUCCACACCUGAUAAAAUGUUCUCAGUGCUCCCAGUGUGGAAAGAUAUUUACCCAGUUAGAGAAAGACCACGAGGGAACACGCAGACAAGAAGCCUUACCACCGCUCCCAGGGUGGAAAGAGAUUUCAAAUCACAUUGACCUAAAGUUCAUGAGAGCACACACACACACUGCUCCGACAUUUGACUUCUAUUUUUUAAAUGUGUGUUUUUUUAUGCCACAUGAAGUAAAUUAUUUUAAACUGUGAAUUGAAUAUAUAGUAUGUCUGUGUAAAUGUAGAGCACGUCAGUCUGAAUAAAGACACUCUCAAUCUC
Messenger RNA from Salvelinus namaycush (lake trout), 1644 nucleotides. Its product is annotated as zinc finger protein 239-like. Gene Ontology annotation, cellular component: nucleus. The record is from RefSeq and is a predicted model, not a curated record. The transcript has a single exon. Gene Ontology annotation, biological process: central nervous system development; regulation of transcription by RNA polymerase II. Gene Ontology annotation, molecular function: DNA-binding transcription factor activity, RNA polymerase II-specific; RNA polymerase II cis-regulatory region sequence-specific DNA binding. Bases 169 to 1200 code for a protein of 343 amino acids. Lineage: Eukaryota; Metazoa; Chordata; Actinopteri; Salmoniformes; Salmonidae.